GGAGGAGCCGUUUCCCUCCAGCUACAACCACACGGAAAGUAAAGGUGGUGCUCAGUGUUAAUGAGGCAGCUCUCAUGUCAACUAAUAGGCCGGCGCCGACGGACAAACUAAAGUCGUCAUUUAUUCACGUUUCCUGAAGCCUUCAUCCCACCUCGGCUACUUUUGUCUUGUUUCUUUUUAAAGACCCCGACGCAGCGCGCAGAAGAAACGCCCUGCGGCUGAAAUUAAGAACUCACUAUGUCUGAUGGGGAGUACGAUUACCUCAUCAAAUUCCUAGCCCUUGGUGACUCUGGUGUGGGAAAAACAAGCUUUCUGUACCAGUACACAGAUGGCAAGUUCAACUCCAAGUUCAUCACUACAGUUGGAAUAGACUUCAGAGAAAAACGAGUGGUUUACAAAUCUACGGGUCCUGAUGGAGCUUCAGGCAAAGGACAGAAGAUCCACAUACAGCUGUGGGACACUGCAGGACAGGAGCGGUUCCGAAGUUUGACAACUGCUUUCUUUCGAGAUGCAAUGGGUUUCCUCCUCCUGUUUGACCUCACAAAUGAGCAGAGUUUCCUCAACGUCAGAAACUGGAUGAGUCAGUUACAGAUUCACGCAUACUGCGAAAAUCCUGACAUCGUUCUGUGUGGCAACAAAUGUGACCUGUCUGAUCAGAGAGCAGUCAGUGAAAACGAGGCCCGUGAACUGGCGGAGAAGUACGGAAUCCCGUACUUUGAGACAAGUGCUGCAAACGGGCAGCAGGUCAGCCAGGCUGUCGAUGUCCUGCUGGAUCUCAUCAUGAAGAGGAUGGAACGAUGUGUUGACAAGUCCUGGAUCCCCGACGGGACUGUCCGAGCUAAUGGACCCACCAACCAAGACCUCUCCGAAAGCUCAGACAAAGGCAAAUGUGCAUGCUAGAGUGAUUUUAGUUUCAGUGCAACGUAUUAUCGGUGGGAAAAGAGGAAGACGUCCAAGUAUAAUUAAGUGGGAACUUAACAUUAUUUGUGCCUUGUGCCCCACAAACCAGAAUAUUGUGUCACUGGCGGGCUGUAUAGUUUGACAGUACUCAGUGAAAUGCCUUUCGAAUGUUUGCAAUUCGUUUGAAUUCAUAUACAGACCAUUUUGAGAAAUUAAUUCAUGUCGGUUGUGAGUGUGGGAUAUUUAUUUCUUAUGAUGCCUAGCUUAAAUAUUUUGAUGAUCAGUUGAAUAUGACUGAUCACAUUUUCAGAUAUAAACUUUAUCCUCCACAUCACAGAAAUGUGAGCUGCCGCGCCACGUGCUAUAAAUAUAAUGUUGAUAACGGCUAAAAGACGUAGCUCACACUGACCAUUCUGCUUUGGCUUGAUGGACAAUUAACACUCUUGUAUUUUCUUCUCUAAAUCUUUUUGCUUGUUUGCCUGUAAAACAUGAAUUGCAGAAAACAGUUUCAAUGAAUCACAGACACUUUAUUAUGUGCAGUUUAUCACAAUUAAGUUUGAUUUAGAUAUAGAAUAUGUCAUAAAAAGGUAAAGGAAGUAGGGCAGUAACUCAGGAACACAGUUGAUUCAGGUUAUUUCUCUCUUCCAUGGUGCCAAAGUUCACAAACGUAACAAUAGGAAACAUCGCGGUUUUCUUUCAUGCCUGUCUACACCCUUGACUAAAACCUGUUUAAUAGUAAACAUAUUUCUCUUUGGUAGAUCAUACACCCUCAAGCCUUAAAAUCAACAAAUUAUUUUUAUUAUUCUGGGAUUUUCCACUUACCGUAUGUCUGACUUCAUAAAAAAUUAAUAGAACAACCUUCAGGGAAAUAAGCAGAGAUGCUAUUUCUUCAUAACAAUCGUUUCUCUAUGGUUCAUCAGAUGAUCUGGUUUAUCAACUGCAGCUAAUUGACAGUGGAGUAUUCAAUUUCAGCUUUUAUAUUUAACACAUAAAACACUGUUAAAUGACAUUGUAUUUUAGUGUUUCACUCACAAGUCCACCUUUGUUUUACACUGUCAUUCGUUGCUGUAUAAAAGGUUUUAUUAAAGACAGGAUUAUUUUUCUCUCUCUCUCUCUCAUUUUACAAGUUCAAAUAUUUGAAAAUAUGUCACUUAGUAUGAAUUAAGUCAUGAUAAACAAAAAUGUGUCAUAGUGCCAUACUUUCAUAUGCAAAACGUGUAACUUAUGUCCAAAAAUAAACAUUUGUAUUUAUGUA
Mugil cephalus (flathead mullet) is the source of this 2155-nucleotide messenger RNA. RefSeq names its product RAB27A, member RAS oncogene family (gene rab27a). Gene Ontology annotation, molecular function: GTPase activity; GTP binding. The record is from RefSeq and is a predicted model, not a curated record. The coding region runs from base 238 to 900 and encodes 220 amino acids. The transcript is spliced from 6 exons. Gene Ontology annotation, biological process: melanosome transport; positive regulation of exocytosis. Lineage: Eukaryota; Metazoa; Chordata; Actinopteri; Mugiliformes; Mugilidae. Gene Ontology annotation, cellular component: secretory granule; melanosome.